This is a messenger RNA of Tarenaya hassleriana, 675 nucleotides long. RefSeq names its product cyclin-dependent protein kinase inhibitor SMR3-like. Gene Ontology annotation, biological process: regulation of DNA endoreduplication. Bases 105 to 458 code for a protein of 117 amino acids. Lineage: Eukaryota; Viridiplantae; Streptophyta; Magnoliopsida; Brassicales; Cleomaceae. The transcript has a single exon. The record is from RefSeq and is a predicted model, not a curated record.
CCACAUGAGGGACAGAUCACUAGUUAGUUGAAAUGGAGGCUUUCAAACUUCGGAUCCAAUGCACGUAAUCUCUCUCUCUCUCUCUCUCUCUCUCUCUCUCAGCAAUGGCUGAGUUGUGUUGCGUCAAGGAGAUGGAAGAUGACGUGGAGACCCGAUUACCGACCCGACCCGGAUUGGAAAUUCCGGCUGAUCAAGAAGAUCCGGCGGUCCAGAACGACAGAGGAAACGGCGGGUGCAAGACCCCGACGUCGUCGGGUCACAAGAUUCCGGCGAUGAGAAAGUGCCCUCCAGCCCCGAGAAAACCGAAACCAAACCGGCCGGUCAAGAGGAAAUUAACGUCGGAGAAAGGAAACCGGGUUCCAAUCGAUCUGAGCCGUGAGAUCGAGUUAUUCUUCGAGGAUAUGGACCGUCGGAUCAAGAAAUCCCGGAGACACGAGAAAGGAGAGGGAGAGUAUUAAUUGGUGGCAAUUGAGGUGAAAUUUUCAGCUUUGGUUAAUAAUUUAUAUAAUCGCUUUUAUGUAUAAUUAAUUAGUUGCAGCUGAGAAAAUAAUUAUUGAAAACGAAAAUCAAGCUGUAAUUAGUGGCUGAUAAUCAAUAAGGUUUUUCUAUUGAUAGACUUUGUAUUAAAAUUCAUGUAUUGCUGGUUAUUAAAUCUUAUAAUCUCUUAUUUGCAAU